Messenger RNA from Temnothorax curvispinosus, 2351 nucleotides. Its product is annotated as potassium voltage-gated channel protein Shab-like. Gene Ontology annotation, cellular component: membrane; voltage-gated potassium channel complex. The coding region runs from base 265 to 1365 and encodes 366 amino acids. The transcript is spliced from 3 exons. Lineage: Eukaryota; Metazoa; Arthropoda; Insecta; Hymenoptera; Formicidae. Gene Ontology annotation, biological process: potassium ion transmembrane transport. Gene Ontology annotation, molecular function: delayed rectifier potassium channel activity. The record is from RefSeq and is a predicted model, not a curated record.
UUUUUUCUCUCCUUUCCUCUCUCCUCCCUCUCUCCUUCUUUCUCACUAACUUACUCACUCACUCACUCACUUACUCAGUUUCAAUAAGGUCAGAUAAAGAAACAUAUUAAAAGAAGAAAAUAUUUUACACAUAGAUCAAACAGUUCGCAAUUAAUUAUUUUUAUUUGACCAGUUGAUCCAUCGCUUUUUCAGGUGAUAGCUGUGAUAUCCAUACUCUUUAUUGUACUUUCAACGAUUGCUCUAACUCUCAACACCAUUCCUAGUAUGCAAGUAAAUGAUGAAAAAGGAAACUUCCAAGACAAUCCGCAGCUCGCUAUGGUGGAGGCUGUGUGCAUUUCGUGGUUCACUCUCGAAUACUUGCUUAGGUUCAGUGCCUCACCAGACAAAUGGAAGUUCUUCAAGGGCGGUCUUAACGUGAUUGAUUUGCUGGCGAUACUACCGUACUUCGUAUCUCUAUUCCUAGUCGAGACCAACAAAAAUGCGAACGACCAGUUCCAAGACGUGCGCAGGGUAGUGCAGGUCUUUCGUAUAAUGCGGAUCCUGAGGAUCUUGAAGUUGGCCCGUCAUUCGACUGGGCUGCAGAGUCUUGGCUUUACCUUACGUAACUCAUAUAAAGAGCUAGGGCUACUGAUGCUUUUCUUGGCAAUGGGCGUCCUCAUAUUCUCCAGUCUCGCCUAUUUUGCCGAGAAAGAGGAGCCCGGGACCAAAUUCAUAAGCAUUCCAGAGACCUUCUGGUGGGCAGGCAUCACAAUGACCACCGUCGGAUACGGCGACAUCUACCCCACGACCCCGCUCGGCAAAGUGAUCGGCAGUGUGUGUUGUAUAUGUGGUGUCCUGGUAAUCGCGUUGCCCAUUCCCAUUAUCGUCAACAACUUCGCCGAAUUCUACAAGAAUCAGAUGAGACGAGAGAAAGCCAUCAAGAGGCGAGAGGCUCUUGAAAGGGCUAAACGGGAAGGCAGCAUCGUGUCUUUUCAUCACAUCAACUUGAGAGACGCUUUCGCCAAGAGUAUGGAUCUCAUCGACGUCAUCGUCGACACCGGUCAUAACAUGUCUGGGGUGGAUGGUAACAGCACGGAGGGGGAAUCUGCAUGCGGCCGUGGACCUGCUCAGACCGGGCCCGGUUGUUACCGCAAUUAUGAGCAUUAUAGUCUAUCGCGACAUCGGCGCAGUACGUCUAAUGCUUGUUUUCCGAAUUUACCGAAUGACCUGCCUACUACGCCUGACAGCCCAAAUCGUCGGCUUCUCGACUUUGUCCAAAAUGUACCGGGUGCCCAGAACGAUGAUUACUACCAAGACGAAAUGCCGACGCAGCAUACCUACCAAGGGAAUGUGACAUCUAGCGCAAUGUCCGACAGCACGCGUUGACCAGCAUCGUUGAGCGAAGCUACUGAGAGAUACACUCGUCACACAUUCGUUUGUUCACACGCAAAUUUACUACUGCUCUAACAUGUCGGACCUUGCCAAGCCCUGAUCGUCCGAUCAGCAAUGUGUGCCGAUUCUCUUCGCUAAGUAUACUUCUUUCUUUCGGACGUGAACGGUCUCUGCUUUUCUCAACAAAAAGAACACACAAAUCAGAUCCAUGAGACGGGGCGGGAAAAUCACAAACUUUGAUGUAAACGCGCGAGUUAUGUCAGUGCUGAUCGAUGAUUCGAAUCAAAGAUUCACGAUCACAGAAGGUUAGAUAUAAACUAGGAAUAAUGUAAAAAGUACAGGAUUUGCAGUAUAUAUCUAGAUUUCUAUAAUAAAAUUGAUCAAGAAUUUCUAAUCUAAUAAAUAUUUUGUUUGUAUUCGACUUUUACGCAUCAAAAACAGAACCAAUUUAUAAAUAUUUAUACGCGAUGAUUUUUCCUAUAAAGAGUUGAUAAUGGUGUUUGUAUCAAUGGUGUUUGGUGCGCUCAUAUGCAACAGUUAAAUUUCUCUAAUAUUUAACAAGUAUAUUUCAUGAUUUAUUUUAUUAAGUGUACGGUUUAAUUGCUUCAUGCUCAAAAACAAAAAGAAUCAAGGAACCGCUUAUUAUAAAACAUAUUCGUGGAGAUGUGUAUGUCCGCAUUAAUAAAUAAGAUAGUACAGUAUUUUUUAUUUUAUUAAUCUAAAUAAUUAAAUAAUAUUUUUUCAUAAUUUUUUAAAACACGGCAUAUUUCUAUUAAAUUUUUAAAGGAAAUUUGUCUACUAAUAUCCAUGUAAUGUUAAGUAAAUUUUUAACACUUAACCUGUUAUUGAAUUUGUGUCAUUUUCCAAAAACUGGCAGUAUUUUAUAUGUUGAAUAGGAAGGCAAGAAUUAUUGAAAUCUUUAGAAUUUUUACAUUUCUUAACAUUUUUCAAUGAAAUUUGAAACAUAUUUAUUACGGCGU